This is a messenger RNA of Suillus plorans, 156 nucleotides long. RefSeq lists its product as uncharacterized. The record is from RefSeq and is a predicted model, not a curated record. The transcript has a single exon. The annotation marks the transcript as partial. Lineage: Eukaryota; Fungi; Basidiomycota; Agaricomycetes; Boletales; Suillaceae.
AUGAGCUACACUAACUAUGAGUGCAAUAUCGUCGAGGGCCAUGGUCUUGAGCUGGUGAACUGGCCUCUUUCAGGUCCAGUGCGUAAUCCAAGUAAAGUAGGUGGCAGGAACGAGGUUGAAAAUUUAUGGGUAGCACUAGAAAAGGGGACAUGCCAC